Molecule: messenger RNA, 255 nt
Organism: Effrenium voratum
Lineage: Eukaryota; Dinophyceae; Suessiales; Symbiodiniaceae
Source: the annotation of a GenBank genome assembly
GAGGUGUCCUUGCCCGAGUUCAACGGCUUGCUGCAGAAGGCUGAGGGCCGCGACAAGUUGGCGCGGAUCUUCCAGUAUUCCGCCCGCUUGUUGGUGGGUACCGCCGCCUACCUGCAGCCCACAGCGGGCACGUUGCUAGCUCGAGUGGAGGGCCAUGCCAGAACGGUGAUGGUUCAGCUCGCCGGGGCCCGGCGCACGCAUCGCUGGUGCAAGGAGCCGGUAUGGGCUCUGGGGCCUUUUCGUGGCUGGGUGUGA